Molecule: messenger RNA, 738 nt
Organism: Trypanosoma rangeli
Lineage: Eukaryota; Euglenozoa; Kinetoplastea; Trypanosomatida; Trypanosomatidae
Exons: 1
Coding region: 1-738 (245 amino acids)
Source: RefSeq, a predicted model, not a curated record
AUGCAGCCCAACAAGGCGGAUGAAGCACUGCAGCUGUUUGCGGCGCUGCAGGACGAACUGCAACUGGAGACCCGUAAACGCGACGCCAACCGGGCGGCGCGGGUGGCCAGCGCUGAGCCGUUGUUGCGUGCGUCGUGGCGACAGAGCGGCGACGUGAGGAGAGCCGCUACCUCAGGGCCGCUCCUCGUGCCCCUGCCAUCGUCAGCGUCGUCGUCGCAGCAGCCGCCCUCCUCCGUGGCGGGCCUGCAGCGAAAGCUGCAGGUGGCGGAUGACAUUAUGCGACGGCUCCACGCAAAAAACCAGAAACUUCUGCAAUGCCUCGCCGCGGUGAGGCGAGCGGAGGAAGACGUCGCCGAAGGGACCGUCAAGCAGCUGCGUGAGAAACUGCAGCAGCGGGAGAAGGAGGUGCGACAGCUGCGGCACCGUCUCCAUGAGUCUGAACAAAAAGCCGAGGGCUCCAGUGGUGGUGCGGCCAUCGCGCUGCUGACGUUGCGUGUGAGACAGAUGGAGAAACAGUACAACAGGCUGCUAGAGGCGAAGUUGACCGAUACCCUCAAGGAGAGUUCCGUAAAGGGAAUUGACACCGAGGUGCGGGAGCUCUUUAUGCUGAUGAAGAACAGGAUCAUCGCCGACGCACGCCACCACGAGGCAGAAGUGCUGCUGCUGAAUGAGGCCCUCUUGGAGGCCGAGCGACGCCUUGCCACCGUGCCAGGUGCGGGCGCAGGGUCUGGUGCGUAG